AUGAAGGUGCUGUCUCUUGCCAUGGCAUUUGUCUUUGCCGCACUUGCGGUAGCAGGAUCUAUGGAAGAAUCAUCUAGCAAUAAAUUAGCUGAAAGAGAGAGCGAUGAGUUUGAGCACAGCGCUGACUGGGAUGGGCCGUUAGUAAAGCAGCCGCUGGAAAUUCCAAACGAGGUGUACUUCAAUGCCUUGCUUCCGUGA
This is a messenger RNA of Penicillium lagena, 198 nucleotides long. RefSeq lists its product as uncharacterized. NCBI's taxonomy places the organism in Eukaryota, Fungi, Ascomycota, Eurotiomycetes, Eurotiales, Aspergillaceae. The transcript is spliced from 2 exons. Bases 1 to 198 code for a protein of 65 amino acids. The record is from RefSeq and is a predicted model, not a curated record.